AUGACAAUUGAUAUUCAUUAUUCUAUUGUUGAAGAACAAGAACCAAAACGUUCAAAAAGGCCCAAAACCGAAAAAACCCAACACCAGGAGAUCAAGAACACAGAGAAGAUCAAAUCCUUCAGCAUUUGGCCGCCGUCACAGCGCACUCGUGAUGCCGUCAUUAACCACCUCGUAGAGACUCUCUCCUCCUCCUCAUCUGUCCUCUCCAAACGCUACGGAUCCAUCCCACAGGACGAGGCUUCUGCUACCGCCCGCAGCAUUGAGGAUGAAGCUUUCGCCGCCUCUGCCGGCUGCGGCCUCGCCGAUGACAUUAAGAUCCUCCAGAUCUACUCCAAGGACAUCAGCAAGCGCAUUCUAGUGGUGGUCAAGUCCAGAUCCGCCUCCGCUAAGACUCCUACUACCACCACUAGUGAGGAAACAUCAGUUGAAUAUGAAUAUUGA
Cornus florida is the source of this 441-nucleotide messenger RNA. RefSeq names its product MFP1 attachment factor 1-like. The coding region runs from base 1 to 441 and encodes 146 amino acids. The record is from RefSeq and is a predicted model, not a curated record. The transcript has a single exon. NCBI's taxonomy places the organism in Eukaryota, Viridiplantae, Streptophyta, Magnoliopsida, Cornales, Cornaceae. Gene Ontology annotation, biological process: mitotic cell cycle; lateral root development.